UUUUUAAGCUGUUCAAAAAUGAUUUCCUACAGCCAAGUUAUACAAAGCAAAGAUACAGAUGAGAGUAGUGUUAUUAGAACCAGUAUUUCUCAGAGAGAUUAUGUGCCUUCAGAUAACUCAUUUAAAAGAACAGGAUAUAAGAUGUACAAAAACCAAGGAGCUUUUAAAUAAAUGAGCGAGAUACAUCAGCGCUUUUGGGUGUAUUUUCAUACUUUAUGGUAUCACCAACAUUUUGUUUUACUCUUAUGCUUGUGGGUUUGAAAUAGUUUAUUGCAUGAGAAAUCCAGAUGCUUGCCCAACCGCUCCUCUCCUUGUUAGCCUCUUUGGUUACCUGCUAGACUCUUUAAACAGCUGCUGCACAGUUUGGAUCGGGAUUUUAUUCAUCAAAAAGACUUCAAAACCGAGCAGGGAUCAGACUUGGGAACUUUGGAAGAAGACUAUGAGGAUCAUGGCAAUCAAGCUUGCCAUUGUAGUUUUAGUAGAGCUGACCUUGGGCCUGUACAUGCUCAAUACUUCAUACAACGAAUAUGGCUUGGGCCAAGGAUCUGAGGAGAACGGGGAGCAUAAGAUCAAGUUCAAAAUUAAACAGAAAAGCAGAACUGGAGCAACUGAAUAUAAAGAAACAAAGGAAUAUAACGGAUACUCCUCUGUCCUUUUAAUGAAUGCAAUAGUUGGAUUAGUUCUACCUCUAUCCUGCAUUCUCAUAUACUCAGCCUGUAUCCUCUGUGGUCUCUACAAAUACCAUUCCAUCGCUAAAGAAAUAGAGACAAUCCAGGACAAUCCACCAGCUCCCUUGUUCCCUCUACCCCAGCUCCAACCAAUCCCAACCUCCAAGCCCAGAUCCUACUCUAACUCUUCCUCCUACAACCCCUAAAAAUCCCUAAAAAAUCCUUC
This is a messenger RNA of Moneuplotes crassus, 894 nucleotides long. Lineage: Eukaryota; Ciliophora; Spirotrichea; Euplotida; Euplotidae. The record is from the annotation of a GenBank genome assembly.